This is a messenger RNA of Fraxinus pennsylvanica, 1926 nucleotides long. The record is from the annotation of a GenBank genome assembly. Lineage: Eukaryota; Viridiplantae; Streptophyta; Magnoliopsida; Lamiales; Oleaceae.
AUGUCGGCUUCUAACUCCAAGCAGCAGAGCCAGGCUCAAGCACGGGACCUGAAGCACCGUGUGCUUACGUGCCUCCACAAGCUUUCCGACCGGGAUACGCAUGCCGCCGCGGCGUCGGAGUUGGAAUCUAUUGCGAGAUCUCUCUCCACCGACUCACUUCCGCCGUUUCUCUCCUCCAUCUCCGCCACCGACUCGUCGGAUAAGUCUCCUGUCCGCCGCCAGUGUCUCCGCCUCAUUUCCGUGUUAUCCGAGCACUACGGAAACUCUCUCUCCCCAUACCUGUCCAAACUCCUCUCCGCUAUCGUCCGCCGACUCAGGGAUCCGGAUUCUUCCGUCCGCUCUGCCUGCGUAUCUGCUUCACUCUCCCUCUCUUCACAUCUCACAGCACCAUCUUUUGCUUCCAUUACAAAGCCAUUCCUUGAAUCUUUAUUCAGAGAACAGGACUCUAAUACUCAGAAUGGCGCUGCUCUCUGUUUGGUAUCAAUAAUCGAAGGAUCACAAAAUCCGGAUUCCGGUUGCUUGAGACGCCUAUUGCCGAGGUUCGAGAAGUUGGCGAAAUGCGAGAGUUUCAAGGCAAAAACCGCAUUGUUGACGCUGAUGGGGAGCGUGGUGGAACUGAAUGGUGUGUUGGGUGGUGGUGGAAAGAACCUGAUUAAGAAUUUAGUGAUGUUUUUGGUGGAGUUCUUGAGUAGUGAGGAUUGGGCGGCGAGGAAGGCAGCUGCAGAGACGUUGAUGAAGAUCGCGGGGGUGGAGAAAUAUGCUUUAUCUGAAUAUAAAAGUUCUUGUUUGAAGACCUUCGAGGCAAAGAGAUUUGACAAGGUAAAGGCAGUGAGGGAGACAAUGAAUCAGAUGAUAGAUGCUUGGAAGGAGAUUCCUGAUCUAUCAGAUGAAGUCUCACAGUAUACUGAAUCCCAGGUGUCAUCUAAAGAAAGUCCUAGUGAUGGACGUUAUCCACCUGGCAUCAAAACUUCUUGCACAGUUAGCUCAACUGCUCCUGUAGUAAGGAAAAGAGUCCCUUUUGAUAACUCAGUUGGCAGAACACCAUCAGUUGAUGGCCCUUCUGCUACUACAGCCAGGAAAAGAAGUCCUCUUGGUGGUAAUAACAGGAAAACUGGUCCUGCUAUGUUUAGGAAGUUGGACCCCAAGAAGCCUUAUGAUGGGAAAGUUCAAAUUGCUGGUGAUUCUUCUGGUAUAGCAGUUUCGGAGGAUAAUCCUUUGACUAGAGGUGAGAGAGUGUUGAAAACCGUCGAGGAGGAAAGAAAUAAAUUUACCAAGCCAGAAAUAAAACGUGCCCUUUUCAAUGAGAACUCGGAUGAAAAGAAGCAGAAACUUGGCAUUUUUAAGCCUGGGUCUUGUGUGGUGCCAUGUGACCAUGAAAGUUUUGUCACCGUUAAUGAAGCUGGAGAUCCUUGUAGAAACCACAGAGAGUGCGAGGACCUCUCUUACAUCCGAAAGCAGCUUGUGCAAAUUGAAAACCAGCAAUCCAAUUUGUUAGACAUUCUGCAGAAAUUCAUUGGGAGUUCUCACAGUGGGAUGCAUUCUCUGGAGACACGUGUUCAUGGUCUAGAGCUGGCUUUGGAUGAAAUUUCAUUUGAUUUAGCUGUCUCAACUGGAAGGAUGUCACGAAGUGAUGCUGCAGGUGCCAUGUGUUGCAAAUUACCUGGUGCAGAAUUUUUGAGCUCAAAGCUUUGGAAGAAAACAGAGGGUCGUUUUUCAACCUCUCGAUUCUCUAUUUCUGAUGGAAUCACAUCAGUAGCUGGAGUACGUAACAUCCCUGAUAAGAAUGGAGAUCGUGAAGGAUUUAGGCUGGAGAAUAGGAGACAUCGACUCCAAGGAACAUUGCUGCUUGAUGUCACUAUCACAUAUAUCUGCCCUCAAAUCAUCAGGCUGUGGGUGUUGGACAAAGGCUUGAGUUACAAUAUUUAG